AUGGCUGAGAAAAGAGAUUUAGCGAAAAGCAAUGCUGAGGAAGGUGAGGAGAUUGUAACUGUUAGUCAACUACGAGCGUUCAUAGAGCAGGAAGAAGGCGAGCGAGUUAUGAAUGGACCUAAAGAUAUGGUCUGCACAUAUCCUGAGGUGAGUUUUGAUGUUUAUUAGUUUGUGUCAUGGUUUAUAUCGUUCAUUAUGACUGUUUUUUGCUAGAAUUUAGACUUUGAGCUAACUUUUUUUUACAGUUUAACAUUAUUUUUUAAAUAAAGAUAUUAGUUUUUGGUUUUAGAGCUAUGUUUCACGACAAUCAGUAUUCUCAUGUCUAACAUGUCAGAAGGAAUCUGGAGAGUUGGCUGGAAUAUGUUUUGCUUGCAGUGAGAAUUGCCACGAAGGACAUGAACUGGCGCAACUAUACACAAAGCGCAAUUUUUGCUGUGAUUGCGGGAAUUUAAAGUUUAAGGAUAACAAAUGCAAACUGUUUGAAGUAAGUUGAAUAAAGUUAAUGUUUUAGGUAAUUUUUAUGUGUUAGAAGUUGGUUUUAAGAUUUUUAAGGUAAAUUUUUGGUUUAUGAGGUGUGUUUUAUAAUGCUUUAGUUACAUUUCAUGUUGUAUUUGGGGUUUAGGUCUUGCUUUAGUCAAAUUUUACUAUUUAAGGUAUAGUCGGUUUUUGCUGGUUUGUUAUAGUAAUUUUUUAUUAAUAACAAUACGUUUUUUCAGGAAAAGAUUCCGAAGAACCGUCGUAACAAGUAUAACCACAACUUUAAAGGUCUAUACUGCACUUGCGAUCGACCUUACCCUCUACCUGAAGAUGAUCCAAUGUAUACAGAGGAGAUGGUGCAAUGCUGUAUUUGCGAGGACUGGUUUCACACUGUACAUGUUGGUAUAACGGAUGAGUCUUGCCUCGAUCUACAGGAGGAAUUGGUCUGCAUCGAAUGUGCCAAGACUUAUCCAUGGCUAAGAAAGUACAAGAAGUUGUUGGAUGAGCAGUUAAAGCGUGAAGAGCAGGAGAAUAAGCCAGAAUUGGGUAAGGCAACUUCAGAAGUUCAAGCUACGACCUCAGAUGUGCAAAAAGAUGCAAAGAUUGGGGACAGUAAGGACGAUGUGAAAGUCGAGGAAAAGAAAGAUUGUGAAGUAAAGGAGACGACAGAGAAGAAGACAGAAUGUAUAUUGGACAAUGUUGAAUGUGAAGAUGAUGGAAAAGGCAUCGUGUUUGCAUCAGUGGAGUGGAGGAAGUUGCUUUGCAAGUGUGAGAAGUGCAAGGUAAGGGAGACUAUGGCAAAAUUGUUAUUUUUGAAUUUUUUUUGCAAUAUUUUAGGUCGUUCAAAUAAUUCUGGGCUCUUUAAUUUUUAAAAUUUUUAAGUUUUUUUCUUUUAUGUCUUAAUAUUGACUAUGAUCAUCUUUUGCUUUGAGAUUAUAUUAUUAUCUUUCAGCGUUUCUAUGAAGACGAGGAGAUGGAGUACUUGUCUGAUGAGACGGACUCAGCGCUUCGAUAUGUUGAAAGGAAUUUCGAAGUCAUGAAGGAAAAGGAUGACAAUUUGUACAGCGAAUUGGUCAGGUUGAGUGGUCCCGAGUUUGCUCAACGAUUUACAGACAGUGAGUUAAACAUUUUUUUGACCAGGCUUAUAUUGUUGUAGGUCUUUAAAUUUACUUUUUGAUCUUUCUCAUAUUGUUUAUUUUAAGUGUUGGUUUUUAUCAGUUUUAUAUUGUUUCAGGUUUUUAUGUUUACCGUUUUGUUGUUUAGGCUUAUAUUGUUCAUGAUUGAUGGCUGUAGAUUGGAUUUUUGAGAAUUUAAGCUGGUGUACAUUAUAUUUUUGAUAAUAUUAGGUUUUUCAAAUAAUUCUGCGCCUUUCUCAAAGCAAAUUUACGGGGUUAGGGGGCACAUAAUUAUUUGAACAGCUUAAUAUUGUAGAAACAUAGGUUGAGCGUUUUAAAAUUGAACGAAAAAAUAUUUUUUUUUAUCUAAAAAUACCUCUUUCAGAUGUCCAAAGCUUCAAAACGGCGCUGAGUAACUUUGUGAACAACUCCGAGCCGGGCAAAGUCAUAACGAAAGAACAGAUUGACGGCUUCUUCGAGGAGGUGAACUCGAAACGUUUCAAACCCAAUGACGAUACUCAAAUGUAA
This is a messenger RNA of Bursaphelenchus okinawaensis, 2120 nucleotides long. The record is from the annotation of a GenBank genome assembly. NCBI's taxonomy places the organism in Eukaryota, Metazoa, Nematoda, Chromadorea, Rhabditida, Aphelenchoididae.